Messenger RNA from Hyaloscypha bicolor E, 935 nucleotides. RefSeq lists its product as uncharacterized. The transcript has a single exon. Bases 285 to 755 code for a protein of 156 amino acids. Lineage: Eukaryota; Fungi; Ascomycota; Leotiomycetes; Helotiales; Hyaloscyphaceae. The record is from RefSeq and is a predicted model, not a curated record.
GCGUGGCACAGCAGGUGUGAGGCUCAGUUCCAAGCCUGCAUCAGCAGGCAUCUGGAACGGUCACCCGCUUCGAGGUGAUUGCCGAGAUGAAAUGCGCGUAAUUGGAAUCUCAAUCUAUCUCUGUUGUCACAACGCCUCGAUCUCCAGCUCCCAGAUCAAGAUCUCAAGCUGGGUCACAUUGCAGCUUCUGUGGGGCUGCGACGUCCUCUCCACCAAUCUGUUCGAAGCACCACCUGCUGGGAAGCUUGGUAAGAUGCUGAGCGUACAGGGGCCCCUCAGGGGCCAUGCCGCAUCUGAACACAGCGUUCACAGUAUCUCCAACGGAAGAGCUUCACGAUACUUGGAUUCCGCCAUUCUCUAGGCAGAGUGCAAGGCAGACUGCGUAUAAUCAUGGGAAGGAUGCAUUUGGGACUUUGGCGAUGGUCGGAGGACGCUGUGCCAAUGAAUUUGCGGAGUCGCGCUUUGCCCCUCUCUCCAAUCCGCUUCCGGCCAGUGGACGACGAUUUUUUGUUCUUCCGCAGGGUCAGGACCGCCUCCAAUCACGCAUUCUAGGCCCUUCGACCGCAGAGAUUUGCUGCCGAGUUGGCAACUUCUCCAAGCUCUCGAACGCUGCUCUGAUACUAGUCCUCCCCUCCCAAAUCCUACGCCACGAGCGAGCUCGCGAACCUGGACUGGCAUUUACUCCGCGAGCCAAGUCAAACUGCAUUCGUGGCCCAACCGAAACUGCUUCUUUCGACGAAGGCUCCAGAACGUGAUUCAGCUGCUCUUUACUCCAAAAUUGUCCAGUCCUCGCGUGCCCUUUCAUGCACGUCCUCAAGGUCAGUCCUUGACGAUCACAGUGCCAUACACACAUCACUGACGAGAGCAGCAAAGCUCCCAACACCAACGUUCCCCCGUCAAUCCUCUACAACGCGUCGACUUGCGAUCAGAAGGCC